Molecule: messenger RNA, 5686 nt
Organism: Amphibalanus amphitrite
Lineage: Eukaryota; Metazoa; Arthropoda; Thecostraca; Balanomorpha; Balanidae
Product: multidrug resistance-associated protein 5-like
Exons: 26
Coding region: 296-4495 (1399 amino acids)
Biological process (GO): transmembrane transport
Cellular component (GO): membrane
Molecular function (GO): ATP binding; ATP hydrolysis activity; ABC-type transporter activity
Source: RefSeq, a predicted model, not a curated record
UUGGCUACAUUCUGACUCACAACUCCGAGUGACAUGGAGUGAGAACAGUCAUAUGCUUUUCGGCUCCGCUUCCGCGAUCUUUCCCUAGAGAUCUUUCUUGAAUCUUUCAUCUUUCCACUCCGCUCCGCCCCCUCUCCGUUCGCGGUGGCGCUAUAGAGGGAGGAUGGAUCAUUAGAGGCAGGGGGCGUGUUUUUAUUGACAUUGAGUAUACUAAGGAAGGGUGUGAAGUGUGAACUGUGAAGAAGCUGAGACUUCAAGUUCGGUUUGUGAGCACAGAACAGGCCAAGACAAUACCAUGGAGGAUGCCAUCUCCCGUGGCAGCUGUGAUGACGUCUACCAGCCAUGUGAGAUGUCGUACAAGCCCGGCCUGGGCUACAGCCGCUAUUCGGCUGCCCUGCGACAGCUCAUCCCAGUCAGGAAGACCAAGGUGGAGAAGGCGGCGAUGCCGGUGGACAAGGUUGGCAUGCUGUCGUUCACCACCUUCUCCUGGAUGACGAGCAUCAUGUGGAAGGCCUACAGGAAGGGCCUCAAGGUGGACGACCUGCCGCGCAUCUCGCCGCUCGAGAGCUGCGAGUACAACGCUAGACGGCUGGAGUUUAUGUGGACAGACGAGGUGAAGCGGCACGGCCUGAAGCACGCCUCGUUCCGCCGAGCCGUCUGGAGGUUCAUCCGAACACGCAUCUUUGUCGGCAUGUCGGUGUUCGUCAUGUGUCUCAUCAUGGGUCUGCUAGGACCGACGGUGUUUAUGCGCCGUCUACUGGAGUUUGCUCAGGACGAGGACGCCCCACUCGAGGAGGGUAUCUGGUGGACGGUUGGCCUGAUCGCUUGCGAGGUGUUGCGGGUCCUCUUCUUCACGGCACUGUGGGGCAUCAACUACCGCACGGGCAUCCGCCUGCGGUCUGCCUGCCUCACCGUGCUCUACAGGAAGCUGAUGAAGCUGCCCAGUCUGGGCGACAAGUCUGUGGGCCAGGUGGUGAAUCUGUUCGCCAACGACGCGCAGCGCAUAUUCGACCUGUGCGUGUUCGGUCCGCUCAUCAUUGGCGGGCCGGUGAUCGCGCUCGGCGGCGUCAUCUACAUCGGCCUGGUGCUCGGACCGUACGCCCUGUUCGGAAUGAUCGCCUUCAUACUGUUCUACCCCCUGCAGUUUAUGUUGUCGCGGAUCACCGGUUACCUGCGCCGACGUACCAUCGUGGUCACGGACCGUCGCGUGCAGCUGAUGCACGAGAUUCUGGCCGCCAUCAAACUGAUUAAACAGUACGCCUGGGAGGCGACGUUCGUCAAACGCAUCACCGCGGCGCGGUCGUCUGAGCGUUCGCUGCUGCAGCGCGCCGCCUACGUGCAGAGCGUCAGUAUCGCCCUGGCGCCCACUGUACCGGUCAUCUCUGCCAUCAUCACAUUCCUGUGUCACGUCGGAGCUGGCUAUAACCUGACCGCCGCGCAGGCGUUCGCCUACCUGGCUCUGAUGCCUAUAAUUGAGAUCAGCCAGCACUGUAUAGCGUAUGGCGCGCCGGUGCUAGCCGAGGGACUGGUCGUCCUCUCCCGUAUGAAGUCGAUCCUGCUGAUGGAGGAGCAGCAGCCGUACGUGGAGGUGCCCAGUGACGUGAACCAGGCGGUGGUUCUGCAGAGCGCCACACUCGCCUGGGACGCCGUCGGCGGCGACAACGACUCGGCCGGCGCGGCGGCAAAGAACAAGGACGCCAAUGGCGACGGUCGGGGAGCGGAGACGGAGGCGCUGCGGCCCGCUCUGCCCAUCCCUUCCCGUGACGCGCUCAUAGACAUCGACCUGGUGGUGCCCAAGGGCACGCUGGUCGGUAUCUGCGGCCCGGUCGGAGCUGGAAAGUCGUCCCUGCUCUCGGCAGUACUGGGUCUGAUGCGACUCCGGUCAGGACAGGUGGCUCUGGACGGCUCGUGCGCUUACGUCGGCCAACAGCCGUGGAUCCUCAACGCUACGCUCAAGGAGAACAUCCGCUUCGGACACAGCUUCGACGCCAAAAGGUACUUCACGGCUCUGCGCGCGUGUUCGCUGCACAAGGACGUCACCACGCUACCGGGCGGUGACGAGACGGAGAUUGGCGAGCGGGGCAUCAACCUCAGUGGCGGACAGAAGCAGCGGGUGGCUCUGGCGCGCGCCCUGUACGCCGACAGAGAGAUCUACCUGCUGGAUGACCCGCUGGCUGCCGUCGACUCGCACGUCGGAAAGCACAUCUUCCAAGAGUACAUCAAGACGGCUCUCAAGGACAAGACGGUGCUGUUCGUCACUCAUCAGUUGCAGUACCUGAGUCAGUGCGACACGGUGUGUCUGCUGAAGGAGGGCCGGGUGGUGGAGAGCGGCACCCACGCCAAGCUGAUGUCGGACGCCGCCGAGUACGCCGCUCUGAUCAGCACCUAUGUGGAGGAGGAGGAGCAGGACGAGGCGCAGGAUGGCCAGACGGACACAGAAGUCCUGCUCGAGGUCGCCCAGUCACGGAGCGGCCUGGGUCUGACUGAGGAGGCGGUCCGGCGCGCCUCGUCUGAGGUGGCCCGGCGUCGCUCGUCCCACUCGGCUGAUGGCGCGCACACAGUCAAAGGAGACGCCACCAGCGCCGGGGCCCAGCUGACUAACGCUGAAACCCUGGAGAAGGGCGCCAUCUCUGGACGGACGUACAAGGCGUACAUUCAGGCCGGAGGCGGCUUCCUGAUGGCGUCGCUCGUAAUGAUGGUGUUCAUCGUCAACGUGGCGUCGGCGGCCUUCUCGUCCUGGUGGCUGUCACACUGGCUGGAGCAGGGCUCCGGGAACACAACCAUCGAGGUCGGUAAUCAGACGAUGGUCAGUGACCGCAUCACCGACCACCCGCGUCUCGACUUCUACCAGCUGGUGUACGGCCUGUCGGUGGUCACCAUCCUGGCCACCAGCCUCAUCCGCGGCUUCUUCUUCAUGCGAGUCACCCUCGCAGCCUCGUCUCGGCUCCACGACCGCCUGUUCCACCGGGUGCUGCGCGCUCCGAUGGCGCUAUUCGACACCACGCCCGUCGGCAGACUGCUGAACCUCUUCUCCCGAGACCUGGACGAGAUCGACGUGCGGCUGCCGUUCACCACGGAGACCUUCCUGCAGAACUCGCUGAUGAUCCUGACGUCGCUGUUCUUCGUGGCUAUGGUGUUCCCGUGGUUCCUGGUGCCGCUGGCGGUGAUCGCUGCCGUGUUCCUGUUCGUGAGAGCUGUGUUCAGUGUGGGGGUGCGCGACCUGAAGCGGCUGGAGAAUGUGACCCGUGCGCCCACCUACAGUCACGUGAUUACCACGGUCAACGGACUGGCCACCAUUCACGCGUUCGGCAAGGAGCGAGAGUUCAUCAACAGGUUCAUGGGCCAGUUUGACGACAACUCGUCGGCGUUCUACCUGUUCAACUGCUCCAUGCGCUGGGUGGCCAUCCGACUGGACAGUCUGACCGUAACCAUCACAGCGCUGACAUCCGUGUUCGUGCUGGCGUCCCACGGCGUGGUACCGGCCGCGUUCGCCGGUCUGGCCAUGGCCUACGCCGCCCAGCUGUCGGGUCUCUUCCAGUUCACCGUGCGGCUUAGCAGCGAGACAGAGGCGAGGUUCACUUCUGUGGAGAGGAUCGACGCCUACACUGCCUGUAUGGCUCAGGAGGCGCCGGCCGUGGUGCCCUCCAACCGUCCGGCCGCCGACUGGCCGCAGGCGGGCCGGGUAUCCUUCAGCCGCGUCUGCCUCCGCUACCGACCCGAGCUGCCGCAGGUGCUCAAAAACGUCACGUUCGACGUGCAUGCACAGGAGAAAAUCGGUAUCGUGGGCCGCACGGGCUCUGGUAAGUCGUCGAUCGGCGUGGCCCUGUUCCGGCUGGUGGAGCCGGAGGCGGGACGGGUGCUGGUGGACGGUGUGGACGUGUCCACGGUGGGCCUGGCCGACCUGCGCUCCAGGCUGUCCAUUAUACCGCAGGACCCCGUGCUCUUUCUUGGCACCGUCAGGUACAACCUGGACCCGUUCGACCACUACUCGGACGCCCAGGUGUGGCAGGCCCUGGAGCGCACCCACAUGAAACAGAAGGUGGCCGCCCUGGAGCUCCAGCUUCAGGCGCCCGUCCUGGAGAACGGAGAAAACUUCAGCGUCGGAGAGCGGCAACUCAUCUGCAUGGCCCGCGCCCUGCUCAGGCACUCCAAGAUCCUGCUGAUGGACGAGGCGACGGCGUCGAUCGACACGGAGACGGACUCGCUGAUCCAGACCACGAUCCGAGAGGCGUUCAGCAGCUGCACCGUGCUCACCAUCGCGCACCGACUCAACACCGUGCUCGCCUCGUCCCGGGUACUCGUCCUGGACGCCGGGCAGGUCGUAGAGUUCGGCAAGCCGUCCGUGCUGCUAGCGCAUCCCAACUCCAUGUUCGCUGCGAUGGUGGCGGCCGCUAACGCUGCCACCGGCAGUACGGGGAACUCACAGUUACCGGCGCAAGCCACAGAUGGCGCUCCCGCCGCGCCCGCCUCGAACGGCACUGCCGGAGAUAAGUGAUGUGUGCCGGUCGUGGAACCGGUUUCGAUGCGCGCAGGCCGGCGCCCGGGACGCUGUAGUUCGUCGGUCAGAUGUCACGCACUGUGUGCGCUGGCUAGGUGCGCCGCCUCAGCGUCGCUUGUGUUUGUUUGUCGUUGAAUUGUUUGUUAUGGCGUACUGCGCGGUCGAUCUCAACCGCAUAGUAUUUAGUUAGGUAUUCCAUCCAUUUUAGCAUAAUAAUUCAGCACAGGGAUUCACCAUUCGUCCGGUGUGUCAGGAUUUUAGUUUGAGAGGAGAUUUUUAGUUAAUUUUAUUUGUGAUUAAGGGCAACACAAUGGUGCAAUCUAGAGUGAUUUUUGUUGUACUUACGAUACGUUUAUAUAAAUUUAUCGCAAUGAUAUCCAACCAAAGCAUUGUUGCGCUAUUCGGUAGCUUGUGGCACAAUCAGACACGCACAGAAGCUUGCUAUUCCUGGCUUACCAUUCACUCAUGUGUGCGUAUGAUAAGAGGAACAACUUUUGUUUUUAUUCCCGUCAAGCUACAUGCCAUAAUAGCAUCGUUCUCCAUACGCAUUUGUUAUACGUUUCUUUCCAUUAGCAAGGAACAAUUGCCCUUACCGCUAGCAUUUCUAAUAAAUGUUCGAAUCAGCCCGGAAAGCGUGAAAGCAUAAUCGAGUGAAAAGUCACAAAUGUCAUAAUAUGCUUGUUCAAUGUUGGCAAUAGGGUAACACAGAAAAUGUGAUUGUGUUGAUAUCGUGUGCUUCCGUUGUCUCGUGCUGUCGCCGGAUCGACCAGGGUAAGUGUUCGUGGGAUAGGAGACGGGAACUACUGUCCCGUGUGUUCAGAGGAGUGGUGCACUGGUGGCUGGGGCGUAAGGCUGGCUGGGUUAGGCGGUAUGGCUGAGGGGGUGCCCUCGUCGGUACAGUCCUAUCCGCCGGGAAGGGAUACAUCAUACAGCUCACCGCAGGCAUCAGUUUUCUGCUAACACCUGACCCCGCGACCACAGCUGGCACGCCACGCCUGUCCGCCCGUUCGUCUGUCUGCCUGUGUGUGUAUGUGUGUAUGUGUUUCUGUUUGUUUGUUUGUGGCUAGAAGUGUGCUGUGUCGAGAAGCUGUGAGGACUUGUAUGACUCCGAGCCUUGGCGAGUGGCUUACCUGGCGACGAGUACGUGUUCCGCUGUCCUGGCUUGUCUGAGUAAUACAGCGCUUUGAA